AGCAGCUCACGUUGACUCAGCUAGUAGGUUCUCUUGUUUUCCUCUCCCAGCUGAACAUUUCAGUAGUUUUCAGUAAAAAUGUCUUCCGUUCAGCGUCUGAGGGAGUUUAUCAGAGAGCGACUAACUGCUGCUGCUGAAGAAAUCUUCACAGAGGUUGAAAAAACCAUCGUCCGCUACGAGGAAGACAUCAGACUGAUUGAAACCUGCUGGAAACCCGGAAUAACGUCCCAACCAUUCGACCUUCAAAAGCCUCACGUCUCUCAUGAAGAGGAAGCUUCUACCGUCCAACAGCUUUGUAACCAGGACAGGAGGUCCAGUCAGGACCAGGAGGAAGCAGAACCUCAGUGGACUAAAGAGGAGCAGAUGGAACCAGGAACUCCAUGGAUUAAAGAGGAAGAGGAGGAUCAACCAGCAGAUCAACCAGUGGGUGAAGAAAAUGAGGCAGUAGAUUCUCUGGUGGUUAAAUUUGAGCAGUUUGUACCAGAACAUUUCCCAAAGGAGCUCAGCUGCAGGCAGGAGGCAGUGAUGCUUUACCAGAAGCAAUCUGAUGUUCUGAAGGAGACCUCUACACCACAGACGGAUGAUUCGAGUGAAAGACAAACAAGAAUGGAGCAGCUUUCCUUUCAUAGCUCUGCUGUAGUUGAAAACGCACAUCAGACAGGAAGCAGCUCUGCUGUAUCAGAGGGUCAGUCUCAGACCGGCCCAGAGAGAAACUCUUUACAAUGUGAUGUUUGUGGGAGAUCCUAUAAGAAUAUUUACAGCAUGAAACAGCAUUACAGAAUCCACACUGGAGACAGACCUUUCUUAUGUACAACAUGUGGGAAAAGUUUCUGCAGACGUUAUCACUUAAAUAUUCACCAGAGAACCCACACAGGCGAGAGGCCUUUUUCUUGUCAGAUAUGCCAGAAGCGUUUCUCUCAACUUAGUCAUUUAAAUGAUCAUAAGAAGGUUCAUACAGGGGAGAAGCCGUUCUCCUGUCAGAUAUGCGGAAAAAGUUAUACUAGACGUUUUCAACUUAAGCUACACCAGGAAAACCACACAGUUGAGCGGGAAGCCUUUCUUUUAAAUCUGUAAUUUAACUUUUCACAGGAAUGUUCAUCUAGAACCCUCCAGGAAACCAAGAGCAUAGACCUAAUCUGUUUUCAGUCUUUGGAAAACUUGUAAUGUACAUUUGCAGUAACUAAUAAAGUUGUUUAUUUAUCA
Molecule: messenger RNA, 1203 nt
Organism: Cyprinodon variegatus (sheepshead minnow)
Lineage: Eukaryota; Metazoa; Chordata; Actinopteri; Cyprinodontiformes; Cyprinodontidae
Product: zinc finger protein 248-like
Exons: 2
Coding region: 79-1074 (331 amino acids)
Biological process (GO): regulation of transcription by RNA polymerase II
Molecular function (GO): DNA-binding transcription factor activity; RNA polymerase II cis-regulatory region sequence-specific DNA binding
Source: RefSeq, a predicted model, not a curated record